Molecule: messenger RNA, 2952 nt
Organism: Cuscuta campestris
Lineage: Eukaryota; Viridiplantae; Streptophyta; Magnoliopsida; Solanales; Convolvulaceae
Source: the annotation of a GenBank genome assembly
GGCGAACUCCGGCGCUCACCAUCCCCUCAAAGCUCGGCCCCCUCCUGCUUCAGCGAUUCUCUCGGUUAGUCGAUGCGGCAUGCGGCACCACGCCUAAGCGCACCACCGAUCCUGCCGUCGAAUUGUAUAUCAGGGUCUGGCCGCGCCUGUCGGCCGUCAGUCAUUCACCGCCUCACUGAUUCAGCGGCGAAGGACCAGCGUCACCUGUCUCCGUCCAUAUUUCAGAUCGUCAUUUGCAGGGCAAAGGAUUUUGCUACAAAAUGUGGAAGGACAAUCACAAUUUAGUGUUUGGGUGUGGUGGCGAAGAAGAGAUUACUCAGUGACAAACAUAUGCAUUUUAACAGUGUUAACAAUGCCACCCAAUACAAGAACCAGAAAAGCCUACAAAGCUAUGAAAGAUAUGGGAAUAUCCGAAGGUUUUGUGAAACCGGCAUUGAAAAAUCUUUUGAAAAUAUAUGAAAAUGACUGGGCACACAUUGAAGAGGAGAAUUAUCGGGCACUCUCUGAUGCGGUCUUUGAAAUGGCACAACCAAAGGUAGGAGCUUUGGAAGAAGAAACUUUAUCUAAGGAGCCUGAGCAACCACGUAAGAGACCACGGUUACAAUCUAAAGAAGAUGAGAAGUCGCCUUUCAACGACGCCAGCUCCAAAUUAGCUGAGGCAUCCUCAAAUAAUCAUAAAGUGAAGGAUCAUGUUGUAUCUAAUGAUUGUUCCACCAGUGUCUCACCCGACAUGGUGGGUUCUCAUCAGGCUAGUCAUGGAGAGAAGGCUCUUCAGAUUCCUUUCUUUUCACACACAUGUGGUAGAAACAAAGAAAAGGAACCCAUUUCACCCAAAUCUUUGGGGUUGCCAGAUAAAUCUGUUUCAACUCAGCAUCAUGCCUCUAGGAGAAAUAUGUCCAAUGCAUUGAAGAAUUCUGGACCAAAGUCUAGCUCUCAUCCAAUGCGUCUUAGGGAUAGACAGAUAGAACUUCAAGCUCUUAAUUCUGCAUCCAGGAAAAAGACAUCAACACAUGCACUUUCCUCUCAUGCCUUACCCCUUCAAGAGACAAACUCUGAUACUUGUGUUGCUCAAUCCCAAGAACAGAAUGCUUCUGGUACUCAUGCUUUUAGAAAGCACAAGGAUGAGACAAUACUUGAUGAGGUGUCUGAUUUCAAGGUUCCAAUUGCUGUUUUUCCUCCUGGUGAAAUUGUGUGGUUGAGGUUUAUGCCAAGAAGAGAAAUAAUAUGCUUCCCUUUAAAGGAAAGUGACUUUAUUUGGGACAAACUAAAGAGAAAACUUGGAACCAUUUUCUGGGACAGAUGGAGUAAAUUAUUUGGGGGAAAACCUAAUGUGGCAAUGUUAUGUUCAUCAGAGUCAUCAGAUGAUGAUGGUGGUGGUGGUGGUGGUGUUCGAUGUGAAAAUGGUUUUCUUGUAGAUACCAGUGGAGCAAAGGAUGGAACCAACUGUAGAGCAACAUCUUCCAAUGAAAUGAAAACCAAUAAGAAACCGAUACAUCAACUUUCUACUCGCAAUGGUGUGGGUGACAGAGCACGACCUAAAGAAGAUGCAUCUAGGAACAGCCACUUUGAUGUUAUUGAAAAUGGUCAGAGUGUUAGUAAACAGAUGAAUCCUCCAAGUCCAGAGGUUGUGGAGUCACUUCAGUUACCUUUAGAUAAUACAAGUCCUUUAACUGAGGUUAUUGACAUCACCAAGAAACAAGAAAAAAUGAUGAUUUCAUUAGUCAAUGAAGUUAAUAACAAGCGCCCCCCAUCCUUCCACUACAUUCCUGAUAAUACAAUAUUCCGGAAUGCGUAUGUAAACAUUUCCCUGGAUCGUAUUGGGGACAAUCAUAGUUGUUUGACUUGUUCUGGGGAUUGUUUAUCGUUGCCCAUACCCUGUGCUUGCUCAUACGAAACAGGGGGUGAGUUUGCAUACACAAAAGAAGGUCUUGUCAAAGAAGAGUUUCUGAAAGAAUGUAUUUCUAUGAACCGUGACCCAGGAAAACAUUGUCAAUACUACUGCACUCAGUGCCCACUCGAAAGAGCUAAAAAAGAUGGCAUUCAUACUCCUUGCAAAGGCCAUCUAGUGAGGAACUUCAUCAAAGAGUGCUGGAAGAAGUGUGGAUGUGAUUUGCAUUGUGGCAAUCGCGUAGUACAACGAGGAAUAAGUCGAAAGUUACAGGUCUUUAUGACACCUGGAGGGAAAGGGUGGGGCCUGCGUACUCUUGAGGACUUGCCAAGAGGUGCUUUUGUUUGUGAAUAUGUGGGAGAGGUUCUUACAAAUGCCGAACUAUUUGACCGUGUUUUAAAGAGCUCUAGUACUGAGGAACACUCCUAUCCCGUGCUGCUUGAUGCUGAUUGGGCGGCUGAAGGUGUGUUAAAAGAUGAAGAAGCUCUGUGUUUGGAUGCUACUUAUUAUGGGAAUGUUGCAAGGUUUAUAAACCACAGAUGUGUUGAUUCAAAUUUGGUUGAGAUACCUGUUGAGAUAGAGACCCCAGAUCAUCACUACUACCAUCUUGCCUUCUUCACCACAAGAGUAGUUAAAGCCAGGGAAGAGCUGACUUGGGACUAUGGAAUAGAUUUUCGCCAUCGGAAGCACCCAAUCAAAGCAUUCAAAUGCCAGUGCGGGAGCAGGUUCUGCAGAAACAAGAGACGUUCUAGAUUCAAAACAAGGAGAUGAAAACGUGUUCGGCGAUCAUAUCAUUGCCUUUUGCAAAACUGAAGAGCCUGCCGUUGAAACAUUCUGGUUUUGCUGCAUCUUUUUCGCGGAUAUGUCAUGGUUUUUUUUUCUUUUUUAAAUAUUUAUUUCUUGGUGUUGGGUAGGCUACAUGUUUACUUCAUUCUUUAUUCUAGUUGUUGCACGCUGUGUGUAUAAUAAUCACCUCUAAUUUUUAUAUCAUAGAACUAGUAAGAGCACUUGCAUCAAAGUGCUAAACCUACAAACCAAGAACAAAAUAAAGCUUACAAAAGAAU